Molecule: messenger RNA, 1008 nt
Organism: Rotaria socialis
Lineage: Eukaryota; Metazoa; Rotifera; Eurotatoria; Philodinida; Philodinidae
Source: the annotation of a GenBank genome assembly
AUGGCAUUAUAUGGUCGUUUGCUUUAUGCAUGGUUACCAUUGCUGGUAUUCUUGUUACAAGCAUUUCACGGUGGAUUUGCACAAAGCUACUACGAUGACUACAACAAUGGCGAAUAUGAUCCAAAUGCUCUUUGUUCAGAAGACCCAACUACAUCUGCAAUUGUAUGCACCUGUAAUGCUGGUUAUACUAACACUGGUAGCGCCGACAACGUUGUCUGCACAGAUAGUUGCACUAUCGAGAAUGGAGGUUGUGGCCCACACGCCACUUGCUCACAUCAUGCUAAUACAUAUGCAGUAAAAUGCACUGCUGAAGCUGAUUAUAUCAACACGGGAUCGGGAUCGGAAGAGAUACGCACAGGUGAUGUUGUCGCCCCCACCAAUAUCCAAAUUUAUUAUUCAUUCAAGGGUGGUUCGCUUACUGAUUAUAGUUCACAUGGCAUUCACGCAACUGCCUUUGGAGCUCUCGUCACUACUACUGGUCGUGUUGAUGAAGCAAUACAGUUUGACUCGGGAGCCUACAUUUCGAAUAAUUAUUAUCCAUUUGACUUUUCACGCGUUAAUGACUAUUCAUAUACAAUGGCCUUGUGGGCUAAACCGACAGGAAGUAACUCGGCACAAACACUUGUUUUCGUAUCAACAUCGACUGGUUGGUGUGCUCACUUUAUAGCAACAACGUCAACUGGAGUUUUAACAGUUAAUAGUUGGAUGAAUGGUCCUGUAGGCGCACUCGGUCCUUUACUUACGUUAAACACUUGGACACAUAUUGGCUAUACUUAUAGCCCAUCGAAUGGUAUUCGAUUGUAUGUCAAUGGUGAAUUAUACUCGUCGAGUGUGCCUUUUACAUUUUCGGCUCCCGACGCCCCGGUGACCAUCACAUUAGGAACAGAUAAUGGUGCAACGGGUUGCACACCUGGCUAUGGAGGUGAAUUCGUGGGUGCUUUGGAUGAAUUCUAUCUUUAUAAUGUUGAAUUAACAGCAGCCCAAAUUUGGACAUUAGCUCAUCCUUAA